AUGGAGAGGUUCCUCUUCUCCCUACUGGUGCUCAGCAUGGCCGUGAGGGCCCAGCUUUGCCCGAAGCGCUGCAUCUGCCAAAACCUCUCGCCUUCCCUCGCCAUCCUCUGUGCCAAAACUGGGUUGCUCUUUGUGCCUCCGUUCAUCGACCGGAGAACGGUGGAGCUGCGACUGACCGAUAACUUCAUCACCACUGUCAGGAAGAGAGACUUUGCCAACAUGACCAGUCUGGUGCACCUGACCUUGUCCAGGAACACCAUCAGCCAGAUCAUGCCUCACACGUUUGCGGAUCUGAGAGGUCUCCGUGCCUUGCAUCUGGACAGCAACAGGCUGACUACAGUUAGGCCCGAGCAUUUCAAUGGUCUGGUAAACCUCCGACAUCUGAUCCUCAGCAACAAUCAGCUGCAUUACAUUUCUGCCAACUCUUUUGAUGACUUUGUUACAUCACUCGAAGAUCUGGAUCUCUCUUAUAACAACUUGGAGAAUCUGCCUUGGGAAACUAUUGGGAAAAUGACAAAUGUCAACACUCUCAGCUUGGACCAUAACUUGAUUGACUUUGUUCCAGAAGGGACAUUUUCCAAUCUCCACAAGCUGGCUCGAUUGGACAUGACAUCCAACAAACUUCACAAGUUGCCCCCUGACCCUUUGUUUCUCCGAGUCCAAAUGUUCGCAAAAACAAAGGGCUCUCCACUAUCAUCUCUCGUGCUCAGCUUUGGUGGGAAUCCUCUCCACUGUAACUGUGAACUGCUCUGGCUGAGGCGCCUUACAAGAGAGGAUGAUCUGGAGACUUGUGCCUCACCAUCGCAUUUAAUGGGCAAGUAUUUCUGGUUCAUCCCUGAGGAGGAGUUUACCUGUGAUCCUCCACUUAUCACUCGACACAGCUCCAAGAUCUUUGUCAUGGAGGGCCAGAGGGCGAUUCUGAAAUGCAAAGCAGUUGGGGACCCAGAUCCAUCCAUUCACUGGACCUCGCCAGAAGGACGUCUGAUCUCCAACUCGAGUCGAGCCACUACCUAUGAGAAUGGUACGUUGGAGAUCCUGAUCGCCACGCCUAAAGACACCGGGACUUUCACUUGCUUUGCCUCCAAUGCUGCUGGAGAUGCUAUGGUUGAGGUGGAGUUGAUUGUGAACCCUCUCCCCCAUUUUGCCAAUAGCACAAAUAACAUCAAAGAACCAGAUCCUGGUUCAUCUGACAUCACCACCUCUGCCAAGUCUGGUUCUCCUCCUGUUGUCAAUGACACAAAGACUCCACAGGACAAGGUGGUCACGGCAACUGACCUCACCUCCUCUUCAGUGCAAAUCCGUUGGCCCUCACAACGGCACGUCCCUGGCAUCCGCAUGUACCAAGUCCAAUACAACAGCUCCUCUGAUGAUGUACUUGUAUACAGGUAA
This is a messenger RNA of Pristis pectinata (smalltooth sawfish), 1389 nucleotides long. RefSeq names its product leucine-rich repeat and fibronectin type III domain-containing protein 1-like protein. The record is from RefSeq and is a predicted model, not a curated record. NCBI's taxonomy places the organism in Eukaryota, Metazoa, Chordata, Chondrichthyes, Rhinopristiformes, Pristidae. Gene Ontology annotation, molecular function: protein binding. The transcript has a single exon. The coding region runs from base 1 to 1389 and encodes 462 amino acids.